AUGAACGUGCUCAUAGUGAGGCCUCUUGUCGAACGUCUGUUUCACCCAAAGGACAUCACCACCGUUUACUGCUUGCUGGCCAACCGCCUCUACUUCCUCCGCCAGCAAGCCACCUCCGUCCACCAGCCUGUCAACAUCGCCCGCGCGACGCUCUGCGAGCUGGUCGCCAUCCGCGUCCUCCGCCGUUUCCACGAAGCCAACCCGGGCUCCCAGGGCCUGCUCUUCCUCUCGCACAUCCUCGUCGGCGGCUUCGACCCCUUCGACGGCGCCCCGGAGGCCGUUGAGUUCGAGGGCCGCCGCCAGUGGGCCGUCCAGGAGCGCGGCGGCCUCGAGCGCAAGCUCACGGCCCUCGAGCUCGCCAUCCUGUCCGAGAGCAAGACCUUCAUCAGCUCCCCCGGCUGCCAGCGCGUCGUCAACGCCGUCUACGAGGGGCGCGUCAUCUACACCCCCUUGUCCUUCGUCGACAUCCUCCCGGACCACUACAAGUACCACCCCAUUUCCCUUUACGACCCGCGCAAGGCGCCCAUCCUGAACCACUACCGCCUCAUCGUCCCGCGCUCCCGCAACUUCAUUGAGUUCGUGCAGUUCCUGGUACUGAUGGUCCUCUACUUCCUCGCCAUGCUCUACCGCCGGAGCAGCAACGAGAUCUUUGAGUUCCUGUUUUGCAUCUACGCCGCCGGCUGGGUGCUCGACGAGUUCGCCGCCAUCAUCGAGCACGGCUGGGAGGUGCACGCGCAGAACCUGUGGUCCUGGCUCGACGUCACCUUCUCCGUCAUCUACGGCGCCUACGUGGUCGCGCGCAUCUACGACGUCGGCGCCGGCCACUUCCCGGACGGCCACGGCCUGCACAUCCUCCCGCUCGCGGCGCCCAUCCUGCUGACCCGCAUCGCCUUCAACAUCGCCCCGGACAACAUUGUGCUCAUCUCCCUGCACGCCAUGAUGAAGGACUUUUUGCUGCUGUCGUUCCUCGCGUGCUGGUGCUUCAUGGGCUUCCUGCUGGCGCUGCAGUGGCUCAUCGACUCCAACGACAACUUCAACGAGACGCCCUCGUGGUUCACAAUCUGCAAGUGGAUGCUCUGGAUCUGGUUCGGGCUCGACGGCACGGGCAUCGAGGAGUCGGUGCAGUUCCACAUUGUUCUGGGCCCCGCCCUCAUGAUCGGCUUCGCGUUCCUCGGCAACACGCUGUUCCUGACCAUCCUCGUGGCCAUGCUCACAAACACCUUUUCCAAGAUCAUCGCCGACGAGACCGCCGAGGUGCAGUUCCGCCGCGCCGUCCUGACCUUCGAGGGCGUAAAGAGCGACGCCAUCUUUGCCUACCCGCCGCCCUUCAACAUCUUUGCCCUUGUGACGCUGCUGCCGCUGCGGUUCCUGGUCUCGCCCGAGACGUUCCACCGGGUCAACGUCGCCCUCAUCCGCGCGCUGAACCUGCCGACGCUGCUGCUCAUCAGCCUCUACGAGAGGCGCCAGUUCUCGCGGCGGUCGAGGGCCAAGACGGGCUCUUCAUUGUUGAGUUGGAAGUUCUCGGGCUUCUCGCCGCACGGCGAUAUCCAGGCCGUGUUCGAGACGGCGCCGCCGCCGGACGUGGCGGACUUGAUUGAGGAGUUGGACAAGCUUGGGGACGAGGGGUCUGUUGCGGAUGAGGUUGCGGUACCGCGCAACGAGCGGCUGCAUCUGCCUGAACCCGAUCCUCCCGUCCCGAAUGACGGGGCCCGUGGACUUGUCGUCGUAAAACUCAAAGAUGGGCAAAUCGUUGAUGAGGAACUUGACCUCGCGCUUGUCCUUGAUGACCUCGAUCUUGUAAAACGCCCCGGCGGCAUCGGGCACGGGCGGCAGCGGAUCCGCGCCCUGGGCGACGAGGUGGAACCCGGGCGACUUGCGCAGGUUGGCGAGGUGGAAGGCCCUCUCCUCAGGCCAGCGCCUCCGGAAGUAGGACGCGUGCAGCGUGCGGAUGUCGGAGGAGUGGUACUGCGGGUAGCUGCCGUUGCGCGGCUUGAGGGACGGGUCGAAGAUGGAGCCCUUGCCGUCAUCGGCGGCGGAGGCGGCGCCGAAGAAGAACAUGGCCAGGCCCGGCUCGUUGCGCGGAGAGAACUCCCACGUGAUGCGGAUGCCGUCGGGGAACACCUCGGGCACCCAGUAGACGAAGUAGUCGGCCUCGUUGCCGGCGCCCGAGAGCUCAAUGGUUGA
Molecule: messenger RNA, 2184 nt
Organism: Colletotrichum spaethianum
Lineage: Eukaryota; Fungi; Ascomycota; Sordariomycetes; Glomerellales; Glomerellaceae
Product: calcium channel YVC1
Exons: 3
Coding region: 1-2184 (727 amino acids)
Source: RefSeq, a predicted model, not a curated record